Bradysia coprophila is the source of this 3401-nucleotide messenger RNA. RefSeq lists its product as uncharacterized. The record is from RefSeq and is a predicted model, not a curated record. Lineage: Eukaryota; Metazoa; Arthropoda; Insecta; Diptera; Sciaridae.
AUCUUGAACUCAUCAGUUGUGCGAAGUUAAUGCAAUAGGCUCUGCCAUCGACAAAAAUUUAACGCUAAGAAACGAUAUUCCUACAAGUGUCAGUGUCGUUCCAAUUGUUGUCUGCUGUGCUACAACUCUGGUCCUUGCAUUCAAUCGCAAUCAAACUGUUAGGUGAACAGGUUCAAGUGAUUGAAUUUUAUUUUUGUUGUUUGUGGUUAUCGCUGCGAAAUUGCAGACAGAGAUAAAACAAUUUUUCGGAUAAGUUGAAGAACAUAUAGGAAACAAAGAAAUUCCUUUCUCUUUGGUCUAAUUAUGACCAAAACAUGUUUAUGCCUAUUACUGCACAUAAUAUGGGCGGUAACGACACAGGCACAACAUAAAUCACAUUCGCUACAAUCAGCAGUAGAUGCACUUCACCGAAGAGAAGCACAGCUAGCAUUAAGGGAGCUUGAAAAUGCACAUUCAUUGUCGGACGAGAGUGGAUACUACAAUGAAAAUCCUGCUGAAUUGGAACACAUAAAGCAGCAAGAAUUGAAUAAAUUGUUAGCAAAUUAUUUAGGUAGCGACGAUGAUGACAGAGAACAAUCACCGUAUGAAUCGGAAUUUGAUGACGAAGACUAUAAUGGAUUUGAUGAACGUAAGCGUUCAAUGUUCCGGGAGCGGGGAAUUCCAGACACCCCAUACCAAAGCGUAUUCCGUGAACGCGAAUCCGACAACCGUCAACCGGAACUAGCCGCCCAGUUUCUGAAAGAGAUUGACCGCGAGCGCAAUUUGGAACGUGAAGAGGCGUACAAGGAUAAUCUUCGCCGUUUGUGGGAAAAAUACCAAAUGCAAGAAAAUGAAAUCGAAGAGGAACUGUUUGACGAUGACAAACAGCACAACAUUGGACCACAGUCGUAUUGGGGACCUGUGCCGGAAAAACGUCGCCUUGUGUUGCCGUGGUUGCCAGCAAUACGACGGAAACGGUUUCCGGUUGCAAAGCGAUCGUCAACGUAUCCCAAGCAAGAUGCACAGAUAUCCGGAACGAAUGAAAAAGUUGCACGUGACUUGGAAGCGAUUUUUGGCGGAAGUGAUGUAAUCGAUGAGAAAAAGAAGCGGUCCAGCGGUGAUGCAGUUUCCAAAUCGGUUAGUACGACAACUACGGCGAAGCCACAUAAAAUCGACAAGAAGAGUGAUCGAUCGAGAGACGAUGAAAAUUUAGCUCGCCAAGAUCAGUCGCAACAUUAUGACGAUUAUCAGAAAGAUAAGCCAGAAGAUGUUCAUUCCAAUGACGACAACGAUGAGUACCAUGAUAGUGAUCACGACCAUGAGCACGACCAUGACCAUGAACACGAACAUGAUCACGAGGAAGACGAGGAGGACGAUUUUGAAGACGACGAUGACGAUGAUAAAAAGAAGAAACGAUCAACCAUUGAGGUCAAGAAGAAGCGAGGUAAUCUGGAAAUUUUGAGAGAAGACCAAAUCAUACCCGGCGAUUUGACUGAUUUGAGAGGUAAAAAGUCGAUCCAGUGGAACAAGUAUUUCGGACUAGAUCGCAAAAAGAAAUCGGACGAUUGGUUUAUGAGCAAGUACGGUAAUCCUCACCACAGUCAGCACGACGAGUAUCCGAUAAAAAACUUUCGCCAUCACGAUGAGGUAUCGAAACCAAGCAGUUUAGACGAAGAGAAGCUUCAGAACAUGAACCAGAAAUUGAAAAAUAUCGAGGACUUGAUCAUCGACGAAACGGUGAAAUACACUGGUGCUCAUGAAGGUACAUCAAAUCCCGACGAAAUUCAAAAACUGAAGGACCACGUCAUAUCCCGCCUGGCAACAGCUUACAGCUUGGAAAAGAUGAGACGAGCCCUCGAUAAACUUAAGCAAUCGGUUGACAACGAACGACACUUAGGACAAAAUGAAAUCGACGAAGAAAAACGAAAGACUGAAGCGGAGAAAGAGAAACGGGUGGCAAUCAAGAAGGAAAAGGUUCAAUUCGACAACAAUCAUCAUGCAAUCGAACCGACCCACGAAAAAGUGGUACAGGAUGUCCAGAACAGCGCUCAGGAUGUUCCCGAAGAGGAUAAAAAGAAGAAGAAGAAGAGUGUGUUGGCCACUAAAUCAUUCCCCGACUACAACGACAUUAGCGAAUUCGAAGAGGAACUGGGUGCGGGUCAUUUCGAACCGCACGAAGGCUUUUCAAGUGGUAGAACGAAUGGUCUUACGCCGAGCCAAUGUCCACUGAUUCUAUCGAUGGAGAAACGUUGCCGUGGUGUUGAUUUGCUUAGUGGUGAUAUGCAGCAAGAGCUAUUGCCUGUCUGCGGCAUACAUCAAAUUUGCUAUUUAUGCGGAACGUCACAAUCGUCCUGUGAUUUCCAAUAUCUAAAUGACGCCGACUCUGUGUGUGGCCACAACAAGGAAUGCCAGUCAGCUGCUCGUUCCGCAUUGAUGAUUUUACGUGGAUCGCCCGGACCGUUGCUCGGACCCAGAGAAUGCGCCAAAAAUCCGUGCUUACAUCAGGUAUUGCGCGACAUUGGUCUGCCAAUUUAAGCGGAUCGUUUCAGUGUGUGCGUGUUUGUUUCUUAUUUGCAUAAACAAAACAAAAAUCUAAUUUACAUUUUCCAAUUUGAUUGAUUAUUAUAAUAUUACCAAAAGGAGAAAAAAGUGUAAAAAUAUAUUCUUUAGAUAAACAUUAUAAAUGUAUACACACAAAAAAAAAGAGAACUUUUUAGAUGAUAAAGAAAAAUGAUGGAGUAAGAGAGACAGAGGGAAGAGAAGAAGUCGUUGUUUAACUCUAUGAAUAACAUUUUACUUCUGAAUAACAUGGAGACAUGUUUCAAUGGACAAGUAUAAAUUUAAAGAAGAAAAUAAAUUAAUUUUUAAGAGAAAAAAAUUUUGUUGUAAAUAUGAAACCAUAAAAUGUGCAACUUUUUGGGCAGCUAAAAUUUUUUUGUCUGUAUUAAUCUGUAUUAACAAUGAAAUUGUUCCAUUACAUUUUGCUGUGUAUUAAGCGAAAGGCAUUUUACUAAUCCAUAUAUACCACCACCCCCACCAUCCAUGUUCUCAGUAAGACAUCCAAUAAUUAUAAAUUAAAAAUAAAUGAAACAAUUGUAUUUAAUGUAUCAAUGGCUGGCUAAAUAUCAAUAUAUCACACAUAAGACUAUAAAACGUUUUCUCUCUUCCUAAGUUUUCCGAGCAUAUACCGUUGAAUUAAAGAUGAACUCUGCUGAUGAUAAUAAUAUUUUUAUAAUAUGUAUAAUGAAACAAGACGAGACGGAAAACUCAUUCAUUUUUCAUUCAGAAUUUUAUUUUAUUUCAUAAUGAACUCUGUUCACGAUCUUUUGCUUAAGUUAAGCCUAAUUUUUGUUAUAUAUUUCCACAUUGGACUUUUUGAUUCAAUUUAUCAUUAAAAAUUAAAAGAAAAUAUUGUUGUCAAA